Messenger RNA from Betta splendens (Siamese fighting fish), 2249 nucleotides. RefSeq names its product abhydrolase domain containing 16A, phospholipase (gene abhd16a). NCBI's taxonomy places the organism in Eukaryota, Metazoa, Chordata, Actinopteri, Anabantiformes, Osphronemidae. Gene Ontology annotation, cellular component: endomembrane system. The transcript has 20 exons. The record is from RefSeq and is a predicted model, not a curated record. Gene Ontology annotation, biological process: phosphatidylserine catabolic process; monoacylglycerol catabolic process. Gene Ontology annotation, molecular function: monoacylglycerol lipase activity; glycerophospholipase activity. Bases 13 to 1683 code for a protein of 556 amino acids.
GUUUGAGGCGGUAUGUUCAGUGCGGGCUUCCGUAGUCGUUGUAGUGGAAGUAUGGCCGGCUGGAUGUGGCUUCGUUGUGUUUUAGGGCCUCAUUUGCAACGAAUUCAUCGUUCACCGGAUCAUUCUCAACCCGAGGGUAGAGCGGGGAGAAGGGGAUGGACCUACCAGCCCGGGAGUCUAGAGAAACACGCUGACAGCAUCCUCGGCUGGGCUUCAGUGCUUUGGUCAUUGUCGUACUACAGCUCCCCUCUUCUCCUCUGUUAUCUCUACAGAAAAGGCUACAUCUGCAGCAGUAAAUUGGUUCCAGUUAGUCAGUAUGUGGGAACCGUGCUGGUGUGUCUCCUAGGAGUGGCCUGUCUUAGAGGCUGGGGGAGAUGGAAGAAUUCUGAGUACCUUCAGUUCCUGACUGUUCUUGAGGAGACCAAGAACAAUCACACACAGGCAAACAAGAAAAAACUGCGAUGCUAUGACUUUGACUUCUCACACUGGCCUGCAGAUUUCAGCUGGACAGAGGUCAAUAAUCCGAAACUGUCCAAGGCUGGUGUUUCUCUGCUGAAACCAGAGCCCAGACUAAGAGGAGCAGCAGACGGUGUCCUCAACUCUGUGCGCACACUGCCAUGUCACAUCAUCAGUUUUCUUAUCGCCCACUCAUUUGGGAGAAGGAUGCUUUAUCCUGGCUCAGUGGGUCUACUGCAGAAAGCCAUGAGGCAAAUGCUCCAGCAAGGCCAGGCUAAGUUAAUAGAAGAGUUUGACGGCCAAAGGAACAAGCUCAUCGCCUGCGAUGGCAACGAAAUAGACACCAUGUUUGUGGAUCGAAGAAGAGAUGGAGGACGCAAAGGCAAGACUCUGGUCAUCUGCUGUGAGGGAAACGCUGGCUUCUAUGAGGUGGGCUGCAUGAACACUCCACUCGAGGGUGGCUACUCUGUACUGGGCUGGAACCACCCUGGCUUCGGAGGUAGCACGGGUGUACCGUUCCCCCAGAAUGAGGCCAAUGCCAUGGAUGUAGUGAUCCAGUUUGCAAUACACAAGCUGGGCUUCCAGCUCAACGACAUUGUUGUGUAUGCCUGGUCCAUAGGAGGAUUCACAGCUAGUUGGGCAGCGAUGUCGUACCCAGAGAUCCAGUCAUUAGUGUUGGACGCGUCCUUUGACGACCUCCUGCCUCUGGCCCUCAAGGUCAUGCCCGACAGCUGGAGGCCACUGGUACAGCACACAGUUAGGCAAUACAUGAACCUCAACAACGCAGAGCAGCUUAUUAAAUACCAGGGACCAGUUCUGCUGAUCAGGAGAACCAGAGAUGAGAUCAUCACCACAACGGGACCAGAGGAUAUCAUGUCUAACAGAGGCAACAACCUUCUGCUCAAGCUGCUGCAAUUCAGGUAUCCCAAAAUAAUGACAGAUGAAGGGGUCAGAGUUGUCAGGCAAUGGCUGGGAGCCUCUGAUCACUUAGAAGAAGCAUCUGUGUACAGUGGCUAUGAAGUGGAUGAUGACUGGUGUGUGUCUGUGCUGCAAUCAUAUCAGGCCGACAGAGAUGUUUUGUUUCCAUGGAGUGUUGGGGAAGAUAUGACACUGGAGGGAAGGCGGCAGCUGGCUCUUUUCUUGGCGCGGAAGUACAUGCGAAACUUUGAAACAACGCACUGCACUGCUCUUCCUGCCUCCGAGUUCCACUCACCAUGGAGACUGUAAAGGCAGAUGAAUGGAUGCGAGGGGAAGAGCAACAGCAGAUCCGGGCGGCCUGUGGUCAGAACGUUUUCCUGGCGUGGUUUAUUUUGUCGUGUACAGUGUUGCUGUUGUAGCACCUGGAUGAUGUAGUAGACUGUCACACACCAACCUGAGAACCUGUAAAAUACGGCCCCUUCUUUCCUUUCUAAGGUUAGCAUUUAGUCUGUUCAGUGUUUGUCUCUAAGCAUUGGAAAGGAUUCUGCAUUUUAAGUUAAUUUACAAGCCAUCGCCCACUCCUUACAUUGUUCCCUCUUUGGCUGUAUAAGAGCACCUGCAUUUGAAAAUGCAUCAUUAUAUUUCAAUCAAUAUGUUCUUGAGGUCAUAACCUUUUAAAAAAGAUGCGGCCAAAGUCGAGGCGUUUCAUUUACCUCUGUGGACAAUGUCCUUACGAACAAAGCUGUGUCCUAUAACGAUGCUCUUAAAUAUUCAAUUAAAUAUACUUGGAACUAUUUAACAGGAGUGAAUGAAUUUGUCAUUACUUGACAGGUGUUACACAAGAGUUGAGAUUAAUAAACAAUGAGAAAAAUACA